AUGGAGGAUCAGCGGCGUUUUGAGGUGAGUGCCCCCCAGGAGGAGAGGCACAGCCUGGACUGGCUGCUGGGAACGGACCCCCCUGACCCCCUGCCUAUGGACACCAUCGUCCCUGUGAGCAGUGACAGAGCAGCAGUGUUCAGCAGAGAGAGUGUGUUUGGAGCCGUGAGUCGAGGUGAUGCCUCUGGGCUCCGAGGGCUGCUGGACUUUCUGAAAGCCACCAACAAACAGUCCAACGGGAAAACAGUGCUUCUGAAGGCCUUGCUGAACUUAAAGGGCGAUAAAAAUGACACCAUUGAAAUUCUUCUGGACAUAGCGGAGAAAACUGGAGAUUUAAAUAAAUUGAUCAAUGCAUCCUACAGUGACAGCGACUAUCACGGACAGACAGCUCUGCAUGUGGCCAUUGAGAGGAGGAGCUUUGAACACGCAAAACUGUUGGUCCAGAAAGGAGCCAAUGUUCAGGCCAAAGCCAGUGGGAAGUUCUUUCAGCUGAAUGAAGAAUUUGGCUUUUAUUUUGGGGAGCUGCCUCUGUCUCUGGCUGCCUGCACCAAUCAGCCCGAGGUGGUGUCCUUUCUCCUGGACAACCCUUACAAACCAGCAAAGGUGACGGACAGUGACUCUGAGGGCAACAGUGUCCUGCAUGCACUGGUGGUGAUCGCAGACAACAGCCCCGAGAACACAGACAUGAUCGCAAACAUGUACGACAAGAUCCUGACAGAGCACCACGCCCUGCACAGGGACAAGCUCAUCGGCCUUGAGGACAUCCAGAACAACCAGGGACUCACACCUCUCAAGUUAGCCGCCAAGCUGGGCAAGAUCGGGCUGCUGAAGCACAUGCUGAAUCGAGAGUUUGAGGACAAAGAGUCUCGUCCCCUGUCCAGGAAGUUCACUGAAUGGGUGUAUGGACCGGUCCACUCGUCUUUAUACGACACCAGCUCCAUCGACACGGAUGAAGAACACUCUGUGCUGGAGAUCAUUGUGUUCGGCAGCCAAAUUCCUAACCGCAUAGAGAUGCUGCAGCUGGAGCCUCUGCGCAGUCUUCUGAAGGAUAAGUGGGAGCGCUUUGCAUCCAAACUCUUUCUAUUUAACUUUGUGGUUUACAUGGUUUACCUGAGCAUCUUCACAGCUGUGGCCAUCAACAGGAAAGAGGGGAAGCCCCCAUUCCCCAUCGAGGAUGUUCCUGAUGACUACCUGCGCAGCACUGGACAGAUCAUCAGUGUCCUGGGAGCACUCUGGUUCUUUUACAGAUCAGUUGUGAUCUUCAAGAGAAAUCCCCCUAAGUUCAACAGUCUCUACAUAGAUGGCUUCUGUGAUAUUCUCUUUUUCAUCCAGGGGGCGCUGCUCUUGCUCUGUAUCCCUCUGUAUGCAUGUGGACUCAGAGCAUAUGUGGGAUUGCAGGUCAUCUCCCUGGCUCUAGCCUGGAUCAACACCCUGUAUUAUGCCAGAGGAAUCAAACAACUGGGUAUUUACAGCGUCAUGAUGCAAAGGAUGAUCCUCAGAGACAUCCUGCCGUUUCUGUGUGUUUAUGCCAUCUUUCUCUUUGGGUUCUCCGCUGCUGUAGUUUCUCUGAUUGAAGAAAACGACCCUGAUGAGGAAGAGUACACCAGCCGCACCAAAGCCUUCGGCAGGAGAGUCACCCCAGAGAUGAUUCUUUGUGAAAAGCCUUCAUACAACGACUUUGGCUUCACCAUUCUGGAGCUGUUUAAAUUCACUAUUGGAAUGGGAGAUCUGGAGUUCACUGACCACGUCCAGUACAAAGAAGUCUUCUACUUCCUGCUCAUCCUCUACAUCGUGCUCACCUACAUCCUGCUGCUGAACAUGCUCAUCGCCAUCAUGGGAAACACGGUGGAACAGAUCUCCAGCGAGAGUGAGAACAUCUGGAACCUGCAGAGAUCACUCACCAUUUUGGACUUGGAAGGUUUUCUGCCACAGGGACUAAAAGACAAGCUUUCCUCGGAACAGUCCAAAAUUAUCGUCAAGCGCAACAAGGAGCAGAGCCAAAAACUGCUAAGAGUGGAGGAGCUCAACUGGACAAAGUGGCGCUCAGACCUCUAUGUGUUUCAGCAGGAAAACCCUGAGAGCCUCCUGACCCCUGAGCCCCCAACCAAAGACAACAUCUUUGUGGGCCGUGGGAGACUGAGAAAGCACCUUUUCACUUUACCUCAUGAUUACUCUUCAAUCGCUAAAUCUACCACAAUCCCAACCACAGCCUGA
This is a messenger RNA of Knipowitschia caucasica, 2214 nucleotides long. NCBI's taxonomy places the organism in Eukaryota, Metazoa, Chordata, Actinopteri, Gobiiformes, Gobiidae. The record is from the annotation of a GenBank genome assembly.